Molecule: messenger RNA, 1253 nt
Organism: Mesoplodon densirostris (Blainville's beaked whale)
Lineage: Eukaryota; Metazoa; Chordata; Mammalia; Artiodactyla; Ziphiidae
Gene: TAF11
Product: TATA-box binding protein associated factor 11
Exons: 5
Coding region: 92-727 (211 amino acids)
Biological process (GO): RNA polymerase II preinitiation complex assembly; transcription initiation at RNA polymerase II promoter
Cellular component (GO): nucleus; transcription factor TFIID complex
Molecular function (GO): transcription coactivator activity; protein heterodimerization activity
Source: RefSeq, a predicted model, not a curated record
AGUAAGCUCCCGGGCUGCGGUACUGUGCGGAGUCCAGAGGUCCUGAGUCUGACAGCACCGCGAUCUCCUCUCCCAUCUUCUUCUCGCCGCCAUGGAUAAUGCCUGCGAGUCGCCCACGGAAAAAGGUGGAGAGACAGGCGAGUCAGAUGAGACGGCCGCUGCUCCUGGGGGCCCGGGGGUUACUGACACGGACGGAAUCCCGGAGGAAACUGACGGAGACGCAGAUGGGGAAUUGAAAGAGGCCUCGGCUGAAGAAGGCGAGCUCAAGAGUCAGGAUAUCUCAGAUUUAACAGCAGUUGAAAGGGAAGACUCAUCAUUACUUACUCCUGCAGCCAAAAAACUGAAAAUAGAUACCAAAGAAAAGAAAGAGAAGAAGCAGAAAGUGGAUGAAGAUGAGAUUCAAAAGAUGCAAAUCCUGGUUUCUUCUUUUUCUGAGGAGCAGCUGAACCGUUAUGAAAUGUAUCGCCGGUCAGCUUUCCCUAAGGCAGCCAUUAAAAGGCUGAUCCAGUCCAUCACUGGUACCUCUGUGUCUCAGAAUGUUGUUAUUGCUAUGUCUGGUAUUUCCAAAGUUUUCGUCGGGGAGGUGGUAGAAGAAGCACUGGAUGUGUGUGAGAAGUGGGGAGAAAUGCCACCGCUACAACCCAAACAUAUGAGGGAGGCUGUUCGGAGGCUGAAGUCGAAGGGGCAAAUUCCCAACUCGAAGCACAAAAAAAUCAUCUUCUUCUAAACCACAGUCUAGAAGGGCCUGGUACUGAAGGAGGAAGUACUCAUUCCAGACUUCCUAUUGCAUGAGACUCUCUGCACUGGUGCUUUAGUAUCUCAGUCCUCGAAGGAUUCCAUGAUGCUUUAAUCUCUUCCUCAAAACUCUGAUACUCAUUAUACUUUGAAGGCAUGCAGCCUGUUUCAUAACUUGCCUUGACUAAAUAUUGGGACCUCUGAGGGCAUUCUGAGGCAUUUAACUAUUUAUUACUGGCUAGUUGGGAGAAGAAAGGUUGAUGAGCCUUAAGCAUCUUCUGGACAGGAAUGCUGCUUUCAGGAAGAAAACCCUUCCAAGACGGUUUGAUGGUUUCACAUUGAAGCCUGAAGUUGCAAUGACUUAGGAUGUUUCUUACAUUUGGUUUUAAGUAAAUGAAACAAUCAGAAACUUUUGACUUGUGAUACUCUACCGUGAAGGACACGGUGACAGCAGGAGUAGUGGAGUAGUCUGUCCCUGUAAACAUUUUGGUGAGUGAUCAUUAAACUGUUUUCCAACU